Molecule: messenger RNA, 1668 nt
Organism: Parasteatoda tepidariorum (common house spider)
Lineage: Eukaryota; Metazoa; Arthropoda; Arachnida; Araneae; Theridiidae
Product: abscission/NoCut checkpoint regulator
Biological process (GO): abscission; mitotic cytokinesis checkpoint signaling
Cellular component (GO): centrosome; cleavage furrow; midbody
Molecular function (GO): metal ion binding; phosphatidylinositol-3-phosphate binding
Source: RefSeq, a predicted model, not a curated record
GUUUAUUAUUGUUUACAUUAGAUCACUCAUCCAUUGAAGUUGAAAUGAAGAGAAGAAAAUUUAGUUGAAUAUUUUGGGUGUUAAUUUGACAACAAAACCAGAACCAAGAACGAACUACGUUUGUUUAUACUUGUAUAUUUUUGUUACACUUUAAUAAAAGAAUAACUCAAAGAAUUCUGUCCAUAACUAAUCGAGAAAUCAAAAAUUUUUAUAAUGCCUUGUUCUGCUUGUGGAACAGAGUUUGGAAUUUUCAAGAAGGAGAUUGGUUGUGAAAAUUGUGGUUUUGCUUUUUGUGGAAAAUGCUGCAGGAAACAAGAAGUACAAUCAGAGAGUGGAGACUUGAAAAAGUAUUUAAUUUGUAAUGCCUGCUUUUUGCAGAAGACAAAAGGCCGUGCUGCAACUACUGCCGAUAUUUCACCCCCAUUAGCCCACAAAAAACGUAUGUCUCUUUUGAAAAAACAAUCUUAUAGUGUGGAUUCAGCUACUCAUGUGCAACUACAAUCUGAAUGGUGUGAUAAAGACAUAGAAAUUGCUGAGAGACUUCAAAAACUUAAAAGUGAUCGAAUCAAAGCUGAUUUGCCCAGUAAUAGUGAAAUCGAAGAAAGAAUUGCAAAAUUGAAAGGAAUGGACCCAUCAAAAUACAAAGCUCCUCCCAUUGAAGUGUUCAGACCAGCUGAUCGAAGAUCUUCUUUUGAAAAAGCAUCAGACCUCAUGAAAGAAAUGUCUGAAAAAGUUGAAUUGGAUUCGAAAAUUGUUAAACCUGAAGAUGAAAUUGAAGCUCGUUUGGCUAAAUUACGGGCUAUGGAUUCUGAAACUGUAAGAAAUGAUAGUGAUGUGAAUAUUUCAAAACCUGAAAGUCAAGAAAAUCUUCCAGAAAAUCUGCUUUCUAAAUAUCAAGAACCAUGGGAAGGUAGAUCUGAAGAAGAACAAAUUAAAUAUCUUCUUGAGAAAUAUAAAGUUCCAACAUCCUCAACUUCAAAAUCACAUGAAGAUGUAGAAAUGAAUGAAGAAGAGGAAGCAGAAAAACUAGUUGAGAAACUUAUGGCCUCGAAUGUUGAUGAUGAAAUGGAAGGUUUAGAUAGUCUAAAUGAACAAGAAUCAGAAAAAUCACUUCCAAGUGAUGAUCAAAACAGCCCAGAAGAAGAAGAGUUUCCAUGGUGUGUUAUUUGUUCUCAAGAUGCUAAAAUAAGAUGUUUUGGUUGUGAUAGAGAUCUUUACUGUUUACGAUGCUUUAGAGAAUGCCAUGAUAGUUUGGAUAUAAAAGAUCAUAAAACUUGUCCUUUUUUGCCUCCUAAGGAGCCCAUGGUUUAAUAUGCCUUGACAUAAGUUUCUACUACUGUGAUUUACUAUUGAAACAAGAAUAUGUAUUUAGUAUAUCAAGCAAAAAAAAAUUUCUUGAAAGCUGCAAUCAAAUAACUAUGCUGUAUAUUUUUUCAUUCAGUCGAGAUCCAACACAAUUGAAAUAUAUAGAAUAUAUUGUAGUUAGAAAUAUAUUGCUAUAAGUUUACAAACACUACGUAUAUAAUUGAUAAGAACUUAUUUCCAUGUACAGUUGUUGUCUAUUUUAUUAUCUCUUGAAAUUUUAGUUUUUAUGUGCUAGUUAUGUAUUAUUAAUAUGAUUUUAUGUACUUUUUAUUUUAUUCAUAAAAAUAAAAUAUAUUUACCAUU